AUUUAAAAGGCAUGUUGACAUUUGGUAGACAGAGUGCGUCAGAGAAGAACAUCGAGGACGCCGACGGUCACGAACUUUCGGUGCAAUUUUUCCCAAUUUCCCAAAAUUCACCUUUUCCCAAUUUUCUCCUUUUCUUCUUCUUUUUUCUUUCUUUAAUUCCCCAUUUCACCCUCUCUCUUCGCCGCAUCACACACUCAUCUUCCAUAUCCCAAAUGGACCUUUACACCGCCGCUUCUCUUCUCUCCCACUCCUCUCCUUCCUCCCACCACUUCCUCCACUUCUCCUCUUCCCCUCCCUCGCAUACUCCCCCCGCCCUCUCCCCCUCCGACGAGUUCAACGAAUCCGAGCUCUUCUGGACUGCUGAUUUCGUCCAAUCAUCCAAUAACUCCUCCCGCUCCAGGAAAAUCUCUACCGAUGAUCGCGCCUCCAGUUUCAUCCCUCCUCCAAACUCCGGCAUCCUCGCCGCUUUAUCUGAUGAUUUCAAUUACGAUCGGAAAAAGAGAAUCGGAACGAUUCUGACUCGAGAUACUACUUCAAUUACGAAAUCCCCGUCGUCGUCGACGCGAUCAAUUCCAAGGCCGGUUCAGAGUAAUAGAGAAUACUCACAAUCCGUGCCUUGUAGGAAAUUUCAGCAAUCGGCUCCGAUCAAAGUGCCGGAAGCGAUGAGGAAAGGGAGGAAUGAUCGGGAUCAUGUUGAGAGGAAGGAGGAGGAGGAGGAGGAGGAGGAGCAGAUGUUACCACCUCAUGAGAUAGUGAGGAGAGGCUCCGGCAUGUCGCCAAAUACGACAUUUUCGGUGCUGGAAGGGGCGGGAAGGACGCUGAAAGGGAGGGAUCUUCGUCGAGUUAGAAACGCCGUUUGGCACAGAACAGGAUUUGUUGAUUGAAAUAUGGGGUUUGGUUUGACUUUGAAUUUUGAACUCCGGUGAUCUUCUUCCUCAACUCCAUCCGUUUUUUUUUUUCUCUUUUUGUGUAGAACUAGAAACUGGAAAAGGGGAAGCGUUUUUCUUCUUCAUCCUCCUCUGUUCGAUCAGUUUUUAGCUUUCAUAGAUGCGAGGAAUGAAAGAAAUCAAUCCAGAAAUUUUAGCUCAAAUUAUAGGUCGCCGCCUGUGAUCGGAAUUUCUUGUUGUUUGUUUUUUGUUUUUUGUUUUCUGUUUUGUUUUUCCAAUUCUUACCUAUACAUUACCAUUGAUCUAUCUAUUGCAUUAAUUUCAAGUACA
Messenger RNA from Cucumis sativus (cucumber), 1217 nucleotides. RefSeq lists its product as uncharacterized. The transcript has a single exon. The record is from RefSeq and is a predicted model, not a curated record. Bases 12 to 884 code for a protein of 290 amino acids. NCBI's taxonomy places the organism in Eukaryota, Viridiplantae, Streptophyta, Magnoliopsida, Cucurbitales, Cucurbitaceae.